GCAACGUUGUGAGCGGUCUUGAGCAAAGUUCCAAACACCAAACCAGAAUCAGCCAGACCGGCAGAGACAGAGGUGGUGGAUCGUGUUAUGUCUAUAGACUUUACUGGUGGGAGAGGGACGUAUAAGCGCUGCCUUUCUGAGGGAGGCGGUGUUGGCUCAGACUGCAAUGGCCCCGAGAGGGGAGCGCAAUGGAUAUGCCCCAAUGGCAAAACUUACCUUCGCCUUCUUGUUGGUGGUCUCCACUAGCAAUGGGCUUCCAUUAAACUCAGAUAUGUAUUACCAGGCUGGAAAUAUCCGAUGUCUGCGAUGCCCCGCAGGGACGUAUGUGGAAGAGCCAUGCACAACGAGGGACACUAAGGGGGAAUGUAUUCCCUGCCACCCAGGUUCCACUUAUAGUGAAGGUCCAACUGGCCUGGACCACUGCCUCAGCUGUUCUAGGUGUCGGGAUGAUCAGGAGGAGGUGAGGUCCUGCACAGCCACUCAGAAUGCAGAAUGCCGAUGCAAGAAAGGUACCUACUGCCCCAUGGAUCACCCCUGCGAAGUGUGUCUCACCUGUACCGAAAGCUGCCCUCCAGGCCAGGAACUCCACCUCCCGUGCAACUCAACAUCAGAUAGUCACUGCGGACCUGCUGAAAGUGGAUCAUUAAAAACCUGGAUUUGGGUCCCAUUUGUAGCCUUUCUACUGUUGCUGACUGGAUUCUUUUUGUAUAAACAUCUAAAGUGGUGUGAAGAUUUGCACAAUCGAGUUGAGAUGCUCAACUCUUUAUGUGUCUCCAAGAUAACUGGAAACCUGGGAAGAGAAGAGAUUCCCCUGAUCUCUCCAAAGUUGACUUUCGUAAAUGCAGAUCACAAAGAGCAAGAAGCAAUAUUCCGCCGAUCUUGGGACCACUUUUUUGAACAUGUGCCAAUGGAAAGAUGGGACCAAUUCAUGCGAAACCUGCACAUCUCUGCCAACACUGUGUAUGAAGCCAAGGAGAACAACAGGGGCAACUCCAGAGAGCAGAAGAUUGCCAUGCUACAGGCCUGGUACCAGCAGAAUUCCGGAGAUGUGAAUGAUCUGCUGGCCACUCUGCACGCCAUUCAUUUGCACACCCCUGCCAGAACAAUUGUCAGGAUACUUUUACAAGAAAGAGACUAUGUAGAGAAAAAUUAAGAGACAUUCUAUUUAUGUGCAUAAUGUUUAUUUUUGUAAUAAAAUUGAAAAUCCUUAAUAAAAAAAAAACACAAAAUA
This is a messenger RNA of Xenopus laevis (African clawed frog), 1231 nucleotides long. It is a transcript of the gene tnfrsf10b.L, whose product is annotated as tumor necrosis factor receptor superfamily member 10b L homeolog. The transcript has 9 exons. Bases 167 to 1153 code for a protein of 328 amino acids. NCBI's taxonomy places the organism in Eukaryota, Metazoa, Chordata, Amphibia, Anura, Pipidae. Gene Ontology annotation, molecular function: tumor necrosis factor receptor activity. Gene Ontology annotation, cellular component: external side of plasma membrane; membrane raft; CD95 death-inducing signaling complex. The record is from RefSeq and is marked provisional. Gene Ontology annotation, biological process: extrinsic apoptotic signaling pathway in absence of ligand; signal transduction; necroptotic signaling pathway.